GCCGGGGUCCUUCCUCAGGUCGCCCUCUGUCCUGGCAUCAUGGCGGCGGCCUUCUUUGUUUCCCCCGGCAGGACUCUGCUGCGGCGCGGCGCCGAGCGGGCGCUGCGAGGAGGAGCCUGGGAGCUGCUCGGGCCGAGACUCGAAAGGGGCCUGGAGCGCGGCUUCAGCCUUUCCCACCCUCGGGGCACAGUCAUCGUAGAGCGCUGGUGGAAGGUGCCGCUGGCCGGGGAGGGCCGGGCGCCGCGCCUGCACCGGCGACACCGGGUCUACAAGCUGGUGGAGGACACGAAACGCCGGCCCAAGGAAAACCUGGAGCUCAUCCUCACGCAGUCCGUGGAGGAACUUGGAGUCCGGGGUGACCUGGUCUCGGUGACGAAAUCUGUGGGUCGUAACAAACUCCUUCCUCAGGGACUGGCUGUAUACGCAUCCCCCGAAAACAAGAAGCUGUUUGAAGAGGAGAAAUUGCUGAGACAAGAAGGAAGAUUGGCAAGGAUACAGACCAGGGCAGGUGAGGCGACAGUGAAGUUUCUGAGAAAGUGUCACCUGGAAGUAGGGAUGAGGAACAAUGUCAAAUGGGAGUUAAACUCUGAAAUAGUUGCUCGACACUUCUUCAAGAAUCUUGGUGUUGUGGUUGCCCCGCAUGCCCUGAAGUUACCAGAGGAGCCGAUCACACGGUGGGGCGAGUACUGGUGUGAAGUGACGGUAAAUGGGCUUGACACUGUGAGAGUGCCUAUGUCUGUGGUGAACUUCGAGAAGCCCAAGACCAAAAGAUACAAGUACUGGUUAGCCAAGCAGGCUGCCAAGGGGAUGGCCUCCACCAGCUCCCAGGCAGUCUGAACCUGUUCUCCCUCCAAGAGCAGAAAGCAGAAGCAGAGCAGCAGUGGAGCAAAAAUGGGUCCACACCUGACCGCACUCAUAGCUCUGAGCAGAUGUGAAAGUUUGGAGAACAGAUGAGACACCUGACUGAACCGCACGUACAGGUCAGAGUCUCCACAUUCGCCAGCUCCAUCUUCAGUCAACGUGUCCGGCUUUAUUGGGUAAUUGUGCUCAAGAAGAACCAGACUAUCGAUUUGAUAAACUGUGUGUCACUGGAUUCAAACGGUCUAGAUGCCUCUAAGCCUCUUCCUGCAUUGGAAUCCACUGGAACGAGUGGAUGAGACAGACACUGUGUCUAGGACGCGGCUCAGUCUCAUCAUCUGAACUCAGCAUUUGUAUUUUGAGCAUUUUAACAUGUGGUUUGUUUUUUUUUAAGGUGUCAUUUACUGGGCUUGAGUAGACUGGAGAAAGGACAUUAAAAUGGGUAUCUUCUCUAUCCA
Messenger RNA from Chinchilla lanigera (long-tailed chinchilla), 1316 nucleotides. It is a transcript of the gene Mrpl9, whose product is annotated as mitochondrial ribosomal protein L9. Gene Ontology annotation, molecular function: structural constituent of ribosome. The coding region runs from base 40 to 837 and encodes 265 amino acids. Gene Ontology annotation, biological process: translation. The record is from RefSeq and is a predicted model, not a curated record. The transcript is spliced from 7 exons. Lineage: Eukaryota; Metazoa; Chordata; Mammalia; Rodentia; Chinchillidae. Gene Ontology annotation, cellular component: mitochondrion; ribosome.